This is a messenger RNA of Exophiala viscosa, 1460 nucleotides long. RefSeq lists its product as uncharacterized. The coding region runs from base 167 to 1255 and encodes 362 amino acids. The transcript has 4 exons. Gene Ontology annotation, molecular function: oxidoreductase activity, acting on the CH-OH group of donors, NAD or NADP as acceptor. Lineage: Eukaryota; Fungi; Ascomycota; Eurotiomycetes; Chaetothyriales; Herpotrichiellaceae. Gene Ontology annotation, cellular component: cytoplasm. The record is from RefSeq and is a predicted model, not a curated record.
GGUGGUACGGGGUCUCAUCCGAUGAGGGGUGUUGUCCGCCGAUAUGGUUCACAUGGCUCUCGGCAAUUGAAAGGCGGGUGUCUGAUAGGCGAGAAAGAGACAAACAUGGGGGCUAAACGAGGCUCCCUAGGCUGUGGGUUGCCCCACAAUAUGGGAGAGUGAAGAGAUGGGUGAACUGUGUCGUGGGGCAAUUCCGGAGGGUAUUGGAUUGACUUUAACCUGCCUAGAAGAUGAACUUGCUCGAACGAUAUACCUGGGAAGCAGAGCUUUGAAGAUCGAGACCGUGUUGUUACAGUACUUACCAGACAUUAUUGUGUUUGAUAGCGCACACAGCCGUUCGCCGAAAACAGUGUUGUCAAGCGUUGCAGUUGCUCAUCUGGAUAUUGCAUCGAAUCAAUUCUCCAGUCAGUCCAUAUCCGGCAGCGUUGCAACAAUGGCGCCUCAGAGAAAAAGCAUCGUCGUGACUGGCGGCGCAAGCGGCAUAGGACUCGGCAUCACCCGAUCCUUUGCGGAACAAGGAGCACAUAUCUCGGUCUUGGACGUCAACAGUGAAGGCGACAACAUCGUCAAGGCUUUGUCCUCGGAUUUUUCGGACGCGAGCUUCUCGUUCACCAAGACCGACAUUUCGAACUGGGACGAGCUUGCCGCGGCUUUUGAGCAGAUCUAUCGAGACCAGGGACGGAUCGAUGUCGUGAUGGCUAAUGCGGGCAUUUCCAAGGAAGUCAAGCUCAAUAUUGAUGAGGAGACGCCGUCGAAACCGAGCCUGCCUUCGCUGGAUGUGAAUCUUGUUGGGACGAUUUAUACUGUGAAACUGGCGAUUCACUAUAUCAAGAAGAACACCACUGUCAAUGGAGCCAGUCCUGCCUCCAAGGGAUCAAUCGUAUGUACAGCGUCGAACGCGGGACUAUACCCGUUCCCAGUGGCGCCGAUAUACGCUGCUGGCAAGGCUGGGGUUAUUAAUCUCGUGAGAUCACUUGCGAGACCGCUUGGACUGGAUGCUAUUCAAAUCAAUGCGCUGGCGCCGGCUGUGUUGGAAACGAAUAUCGCUCCGAGCAAGGAUCUAUUCAAGCCGAUGAUUGUCACGCCCAUGUCCACAUUGACGAGGGGUGUGCAGCAACUCGUUUCGAAUCCUUCGUUGACGGGGCAGGUUGCUGAGAUUCAUGGGAGUGAAGUCACGUUGGCGGAAUCGCCGGCUUAUGUUGAUGAGGAUACUGGGAAGAAUAUCGAGACUUUUUGGUCUUUGGGAUACGCGUGAAUGGGAUGCCUGGUGAUAUCUUCGACUGAUACGAUUUUCCUUCCAAUGAGAAUGUAGGCAUGGGAUCAAUAACGAUCUAGGGGUGAUUGACUACCUUGUACUUUGAAGCUAUCAGGACCCAGGUCUCUCUUUCAGCUCCAAUUCUUGGUCCGGCGUUGAGUCGGGCCUAGACACAAACUAGAAGCAAGCGACAAGCGAUUCUCAG